AUGGCUCUGCGCUGCUGUUCCCUCCUAGGGCGCAAAGAGCGAGCGAAAUCGCAGCUAGCGUCGCUUUUGCGCGGCGCCGGCGCCGGCGCCUCCGCCGGUUCUUCACGUGGCGGGAGCAGCACUGGCGACGGUUCUCCCACCAGGAACCAUUUGAUAUACACGCACGAGCAUUUCGCCUUGAGAGCGUCUCUGAGAAAGAUUAUUGACAAAGAAAUUAAUCCAUUUGUGGACAAAUGGGAAGAAGAGGGACAGUUUCCGGCACACCAACUUUUUAAAUCUCUGGGGAAAGCGGGAUUUCUUGGAGUGAACAAGCCGACGGAGUAUGGCGGCCUGGGCUUGGACUUCUCCUACAGCAUUGCAGUGGCAGAAGAAUUGGGACAUAUCCGAUGUGGCGGUGUUCCCCUGGCAAUUGGAGUGCAAACCGACAUGGCUACCCCUGCCCUGGCAAGAUUUGGAUCCGAUGAGCUGAAAAGAGAGUUCCUUGCCCCAACUAUAGCUGGAGAUGUCGUGGCUUGCAUAGGAGUCAGUGAACCUGAGGCAGGUUCAGAUGUUGCAAGCAUCAAGACGAAAGCUGUAAGAAGAGGAGAUGACUAUGUUGUCAAUGGUGGCAAAAUGUGGAUUACUUCUGGGUGUCAGGCUGACUGGAUGUGCCUGCUGGCGAACACAAGCGAAGGCCACCCCCACAGAAAUAAAUCUCUUCUAUGUCUUCCGAUGAAGCUACCAGGUGUUCAGGUUGCAAAGAAGAUUGACAAGAUGGGCAUGAGAUCAUCUGACACGGCCCAGAUCUUUUUGGAAGACGUCCGUGUUCCCAGCAAAUACCUCAUUGGGGAGGAAGGAAUGGGCUUUUUGUACCAGAUGUUGCAAUUCCAAGAGGAGCGUAUGUGGGGAGCAGCCAGCACUUUGGCAAUGCUAGACAAUGUGAUACAAGAAACUGUUGAUUAUUCUCGCCAACGCAAGGCAUUCAACCAGCCAAUUCUUCAUAACCAGUCAGUGCAUUUUCGUCUGGCUGAAUUAAUGACUGAGGUUGAGCUCCUUCGUUCUUUGCUUUAUCGGGCUGUUGCUCUCUACAUACAUGGCAAUGAUGUGACCAAAUUUGCAUCCAUGGCUAAACUAAAGGCAGGACGUCUAUGUCGAGAGCUAACAGAUAGUUGUCUCCAGUUGUGGGGAGGAAUGGGGUUCACUAAUGAGGUGCUAGUGAGUAGAUACUACAGAGACUUAAGAUUGAUGUCAAUAGGAGGUGGUGCUGACGAAGUCAUGCUUUCCAUUAUAUGCAAGUACAUGGACAUCUUACCGAAGAAGUAACCCCAUGACUCCUACAGACCUUUGCUUACAUUUUAAUAAGCUACCUCAGGUAGAUUCUUUGAGUGGGGAAAGAAUGUGAAAUAGAGCUUUUCUAAGAGUCAACCAACCUGAGAUCUUAAAUGUUCAUGUUGAUAUCUAUAUCAUACAGCCACUACUGUAAACAAACAUACAUAGACACUUUACUAUAAGCAUUAUUGCCAAAGUUGACUGUCAGGGAUUCAGUCUCUUUUUGUGAAAUUUCUAAGAAAUCUUAAACAUGUCAAGAAAAUCAGUAUUAGCAUAUACAAAUUUAAGUGAAAGAAUGUGCUGAACCACUCAGCUGUGCAUACACUUCUAUUUUUUUUUACUUUGCCCCAGAAAGUUUUGCUGGAUCUGCUUUAAUUGUAAGUUAAUCACUUCAUUGUUUCUGAAUUCUAUGUAAUGGCAGGACCAGGUUAGAAUAUUCCCUAUCCUACCGUCAAGGGGAACUUCAACACGAACCUACCUUCUGAAAUGUCUGCAGGCAUCAUAUAACACCCUACUGGCUCCAGUGAUGUUUCUGUUAACUCUUCAUUUUGAAUAGCAAAGUACUGAUUGCACAUUUUAGUGUUUGCAACACAUAUCCAAGCUGAUCAAGAGUACUUUUUUAGGGUUGUUGGUGCAGCUGUUUUCAGCAUAGAAGCAAUGAAGGUGGUUAAUUCACAGAAUGCUGCAGACCACCACCUUGCACGUGUAAUAUAUGUGUGUACACACACACUUCGCCAGCGGAGCUCUUCCGGGUGGUCCGGGGGCUGCUAACAUCCUCCCCAGCAAAU
Elgaria multicarinata webbii is the source of this 2096-nucleotide messenger RNA. RefSeq names its product probable acyl-CoA dehydrogenase 6. The coding region runs from base 1 to 1302 and encodes 433 amino acids. The record is from RefSeq and is a predicted model, not a curated record. The transcript is spliced from 9 exons. Gene Ontology annotation, molecular function: flavin adenine dinucleotide binding; acyl-CoA dehydrogenase activity. NCBI's taxonomy places the organism in Eukaryota, Metazoa, Chordata, Lepidosauria, Squamata, Anguidae.